Molecule: messenger RNA, 2990 nt
Organism: Amphiprion ocellaris (clown anemonefish)
Lineage: Eukaryota; Metazoa; Chordata; Actinopteri; Pomacentridae
Product: MAGUK p55 subfamily member 3-like
Exons: 21
Coding region: 607-2433 (608 amino acids)
Cellular component (GO): cell-cell junction; plasma membrane
Molecular function (GO): protein binding
Source: RefSeq, a predicted model, not a curated record
GGGAGGAGAUGUGACUGACAGAGGGGGGAAGGGGAGGCUCAGUGAGCGACAGACUGCAUGGAGCUGAGGAAUAAAACCUGACGUGAGGCGUUCAGAGGCGGAGAAGGAGGAAAACUGGUGUUAAAACGCAGAAGCGGUGCCGAGGCGAGAGAAAGAGGAGACAAAAGAGGGAGAAGGGAGAGAAGGGGAACCCGCACAGAGGAGCCUCAACAAGCUCCGCUGACCCAGCUGCCCGGUCCCACCUGCUCUGUCCUCCCAUCUCCUGCACUCCAGAUCCAGCCCUGACCAGACCUCCCCCCUCCCUCACCUUGGACCUGCUGCCUGCUCCUGGAUCUCCUACUCGUCGUGGAGGGUCUCUGCCAGCCGUGUGCCCCCCUCGGCUCUGGAAAACACCCCGCCUGUCGCCCUCCUGGAACGAGGCUCUCCUGCCCGCUCUCCGCCGCCAACCUACCCCACCACGGAGGACGCCACCCGGGCCGCCGGUUCCUGUUGCGUUGCUGAUUUUCCGCCUCGGCCAAACGUGAGGAACAGAAGAAAACGGAGGAGAGAAUCUUAGGAGAGUUGAUUGACUUUGCUUCCUCUCCCUCCUUGCUGUUUCCCCUCUGAAUGAUUGAAGCCAUGCCCAUCGUGUCUGCAAGCACAGGGCUGCAUGAGACUCUGGCACUGCUCACCUCUCAGCUUCACCCUGAUGCCAACCACAAAGAGGACCUGGUCUUCCUCAAAGAUGUCUUCAGUGAGAAAAGCAUCAGUUACCUCAUGAAGAUCCAUGAGAAACUGAAGCAGUAUGAGAAACAGAGCCCCACUCCAGUCCUGCACAGCGCCUCCUGUCUGGCAGAGGAUCUGGCAGAAGAGCUUCAGAACGGACCUCUGGAGGAUGAUGAACGAGAGCUGCUUCUGCUGCUGAGCACUCCUCACCUCAAGGCAGUGCUGUCAGCUCACGACACAGUUGCCCAAAAGAAAUUUGACCCGGUGUUGCCGCCGCUGCCAGAUGAUCUGGACGAUGACCUGGAGGAGGAGUCGGUGAAGAUCGUCCGCCUGGUGAAAAACAAGGAGCCGCUGGGAGCGACUAUCCGGAGAGACGAAGCCACAGGAGCUGUGAUUGUAGCCAGAAUCAUGAGGGGAGGGGCAGCUGACCGCAGUGGUCUGGUCCAUGUAGGGGAUGAGCUUCGGGAGGUUAAUGGAAACCUAAUAACCCACAAAAGGCCAGAUGAAAUUAGUCAGAUUCUGUCUCAGUCACAAGGCUCCAUCACGCUGAAAAUCAUCCCAGCUGUUGCAGAAGAAGACAAACUGAAAGAAAGCAGGGUUUACAUUCGGGCUUUGUUUGACUACACACCAUUUGAGGACAAGGCCACGCCAUGUCAAGAGGCUGGACUUCCUUUUAAGAGGGGGGAUAUUCUUCAGGUUGUGAGUCAGGAGGAUGCUACCUGGUGGCAAGCCAAGAGGGUGGGCGACUGUAACCUGCGUGCCGCCCUCAUCCCCUCCAUACAGUUCCAGGAGAGGCGCCUGAGGUACAGGAUGAAAGUGGGUUCCCUCCCUACCCCUUCGUCCCUCAAAGCCUCGACAUAUGAUCGGACUGACAGAGAAGACUGUGACAGUAAAGGGGCUCUCAAUGGAAAGGACAUAGUUUCUCCCAAGAGUAAGGCAGCACCUGCCUUCUGUGGCCAUGCUUUCUCAUGGGAUUUUUACUCAGCCAGCCUUCGGCGAAGUUUCCGCCUCAGAAAGGAUCGGCAGGGUUCACCAGGAGACCCGCAAACUCCAGACGGUAAUCACUCCGAGUUCCUGAUUUAUGAGGAAGUCACACAAUAUCAGCCCCGCCCUAAUGAGAGGCCCCGCCUCAUAGUACUGAUAGGUUCACUCGGAGCUCGGAUCACUGAGCUCAAGCAGAAGGUGAUCGCUGAGAAUCCUCGACGGUAUGGCUUGGCUGUGCCUCACACCACUCGAGCCAGGAAGUGUCAUGAGAGAGAAGGAGUAGAGUACCUCUUCAUCAGCAAGGCAGCGUUCGAGGCUGACAUCCAGAGUGGCAAGUUUAUUGAAUAUGGGGAGUAUAAGGAGAAUCUGUACGGGACCAGUUUGGAGUCCAUUCAUAGAACUUUGGAUCAAAACAAGGUUUGCCUGGUGGAUGUGCAGCCAGAGGCACUGAGGACUUUACGAACGGCUGAGUUCAAACCAUACGUCAUCUUUGUAAGGCCUCACAUCUUUGACGGUCAAAGAAAGCACUUCGGCUCCUCUUCAUCACUCAGCAUAGGAAUCACAGAGGACGACCUCCAGGAAAUGAAGCAGUCGGCAGAGCAGAUGGACGAGAGCUACGGUCAUUGGGUGGACUAUGUCUUGGUGAAAGAGGACCCAGUCAGUGCCUUAGCAGAGCUCCAGGUCGUGCUGGAGAGGGUGCAGAUGGAGCCGCAGUGGGUGCCUGUGUGCUGGGUAAGGCGCUAGCCGGCUGAGCUCGACUGCACACCAAAGUGUGGGUAUGUCCGGAGUGAUCCAGUGUUCACUGCCAUAAAACCAUUCCACAAAUCUGGGUUUGUUAGUGAACUCGCCAUCAUCUGCAAUGACCGACAGCUUCCUCAUCAGUCUGAACAUCAAACAAGCCUGUUGUAGAUUCGGUCAGCCGAAAAUGACCCCAGUAGUCACACAGACACAGUGCUGGUGUACAUACUGUAUAUCUUUGUAGUCCAGUGGCAGUUAACAGCUGAGCAGCGUCUAGUACAAGCAUGCAGGAACAAGUUCCUAAAGUAAGUCAUAGUCUAAGAUCUGCACUCAGUACGAUCAGUUGUGUAAGACACCUACUAUAAUAGCAGCUAUUAUGUAAAGUGCCAUAAUGAACGUGUUGAAUUUACAUCAUUGUAAAAGGAAAGAAUAAAUCUUCAGACCACCUGCUGAUGCUGGAGAUUGUAUGAUUACCAUUAACUGAGAAAAGCCUGAGUUAAGAGAAAUGGGUUGAAUUUCUGUCUGCAUUUGUUUGAGGAAUAAAACUCAUGAGCCCUCUGGUA